This is a messenger RNA of Anas platyrhynchos (mallard), 1666 nucleotides long. The record is from RefSeq and is a predicted model, not a curated record. Lineage: Eukaryota; Metazoa; Chordata; Aves; Anseriformes; Anatidae.
CUCUUCGCUUAAGAGGGUCCUGGUGACAUCACAUCCUCUCCAAAAAGCUGCACAGCCUCCGAAGGCAAGCGAGAAAGAUCAUCUGUGCUCCGCUGCCUCGUCCCCGAGGAUGACGGACGCAUCUCCUGCGCUGCUCCUCCUGCUCAGCCUGGGGCUCUGCUGCCCUGGAGCCCAGGGCCAGAAGAGCAUGGUGACGGCCAAGUUCUACAACAGCAAGACCACGCACCCCCAGAGUGGAAAGCCCCUGGAGCUGGAAUGUGAGAGUUCUGUAGACAGUGGCGUCUCCUGGAUCCGCCAGGACAAGUCUGGGACCCUUCACUUCAUCGUCUAUAUUUCCACCUUGUCCAAGCCAACCUUUAAGGAGAACCAGAUGAUGCCUUCACAUUUUGGGACGUUCAAGAGUGGCAAAUCCUAUCGGCUGACAGUGAAGUCCUUCAAGGCAGAGGAUGAGGGGACCUAUUUCUGCACCGUCAACUACAACCAACAGCUGUACUUCAGCUCUGGCCUACCCGCCUUCUUCCCAGUCACAACGACAGUGGCACCCGUCAAAACCGUGCCCCCCACCACCCAGGGCAGCCAGGUCACCAAGAGGGACGUCUGCCUGCAGAGCCACGAGGCAGAGACAAGCAAGGAGAAAGAGCUGAAUUUCUUCUGUGAGAUUUUCAUCUGGGUUCCUUUGGCUGCUGCCUGCUUGCUGCUUCUCAUUGCCCUGGUCAUCACCAUCGUGCUGUGCCAAAGUAAAAACCAGGCGACGCAGAUGCAGGUGUAAGAGACCUGCAAACGGGAAGCCCAAAAUGAAUCCCAAGGUGCCAAGCCAGCAGAUAUGAGCACCUGCACCUCUUGGCUUCUGGAUCCCCUUCUGGGAGCAAUUGCCCAUCACCUACACGAUCUGUAUGGCUGCAACUUCUCAUGCACUCUUAUCCUGAGAAAUUUGAAGAGACAAGCGUCCAGAUGGAGCAGGGACACGCGGAAGGCAAGCAGGCACUUCCUCUGUGAACUGCGUGCCAAAGCACAGCUCCUUCCACAACCUGAGGUUCGCAAAGUGAUUCCCAAGGCCAAAUGUUGCCUUUAAUCCCAAUGACAGAGCUGGGGUUCAGGCAGAAGAAACAGGUCAGUCCUGAUGCCAACAUACAGGAUUGUUGGCAGUCCUGAUGCCAACAACAGCCAAAACGCAGCAAAAUUUGAAUUUGCUUUCUUUGGAAAUCACUCUGGAGCCAUCUCAGUUCCUAUACCCUCUUUUUGGGGUGCCAUGCAUCUCCUAGAGUCUCUGUCUAAUACAACACAAGGUCACACUGAGAAAGUAAAUACAAAUUAAUGGGCCUUGCUCUUCAUGGUUUUACAGUCCCGUAAGCUGAAGCUUACUGUUUCCCUCUUGCUGUCCUUGUUCUGCUGCUAGCCCCACUUCCAUGGAUUUCAGCAGUUUUGCCUGAGCACGGAAUGGGAGCUUUUCUUUCUUUCUGGAAUAAAUAGGUUGAGUAGGUAAAAAAUAUAAGUCUUUGCUACUUGUUUUGGUUAAGCAGGGUUUUUAGCAUAACAACCUGGGACAUAUCAACCGAUCUAAAUGAGAGUUCUGGGUUUUUCUAGCUGUGUACUUGGUGUAAAUAUUUCCUUAUGACACUGGCAAAUCAACAACUGGGAUAAAAAUAAAACAGUAUUUCUAGUCAGA